Molecule: messenger RNA, 3894 nt
Organism: Chaetura pelagica (chimney swift)
Lineage: Eukaryota; Metazoa; Chordata; Aves; Apodiformes; Apodidae
Gene: FANCI
Product: Fanconi anemia, complementation group I
Exons: 36
Biological process (GO): DNA repair
Molecular function (GO): DNA polymerase binding
Source: RefSeq, a predicted model, not a curated record
GGGGACACGCCGGCCUUGCUGAGGGGCAUCUUCAGAGGCUCUCCCUGUUCCCAGCCGAGUGGUGUGCUCAGGAGGCUUCAGGUUUACAAGCACUGCAUCCCACUGGUGGAGUCAGGGGACCUGCACCUGGGCAAGGUGUCUGAAAUCAUAGGGCUGCUGAUGCUGGAGGCUCCCCAGCUGCCCAGCCAUGCCUUGGCUGAACUUGCCACCCUCUUUGUGGAUGUUAUUAAAGGUGGCAGCUUGGCUAAUGGGAAAUCCUUGGAGUUGUUUUCCACUGUUCUCACUGCGUUGGCCAGUUCAAAGGACAGCCUGGCUUAUGGGCAAGGUGAACUGAAUGGGGAAGAGUUUAAGAAACAGCUGAUAAAUACCCUCUGCUCCAGCAGGUGGGAUCCUCAGAGCGUAAUACAUCUUGCCAACAUGUUCAGGGAUAUUCCACUAUCAGGAGAGGAGCUGCAGUUUGUGGUGGAAAAGGUCCUUAGGAUGUUCUCCAAAUUAGACCUGCAGGAAAUUCCCCCUCUGGUCUAUCAGCUGCUGCUGCUUUCUGCAAAGGGCAGUAAGAAGACUGUUUUAGAAGGAAUCAUCAGUUUUUUCAAUCAGUUGGAUAAGAGACAAAAGGAAGAAGAGAAGGUUCCACAAUCAGAGGACCUUGAGGUAGCCACGACACCCCUAGACCAGCUCCGCCAUGUGGAAGGCACUGUUAUUCUCCACAUUGUUUCUGUUAUCAACUUGGAUCAGGAUCUAGGAGAGGAACUAAUCAGGCAUGUAAAGACUGAGCAACAGAAGGACCCUGGUAGAGCCCUGUGUCCCUUCAGUGUGGCUCUUUUGCUAUCAGUUGCAGUAAAACACAGACUGCAGGAGCAGAUAUUUGAUUUCUUGAAAACAUCAAUCACAAGAAGCUGCAAGGACCUGCAGUUCCUUCAGGCCUCCAAGUUUCUGCAGGAUAUGUUUCCUCAACAAUAUGAUGUCACUGCUGUAAUUCUGGAAGUGGUGAAAAACAGUGCGUUUGGCUGGGACCACGUUACUCAGGGCCUGGUGGACCUUGGCUUCAGCCUGAUGGAAUCAUAUGAGCCAAAAAAACCCUUUGGAGGAAAAGCUUCUGAUACCAGUUAUGGCCUUUCAAAAAUACCAGCCCAGCAGGCUUGCAGACUGGGAGCAAGUAUCCUGCUGGAAACAUUUAAGGUUCAUGAGCCCAUCAGAAGUGAUAUUCUUGAGCAGGUCCUGAACAGAGUCCUCACAAAAGCAGCAUCUCCUGUCAGCCACUUCAUAGACUUGCUGUCCAAUAUUGUUGUGUCUGCUCCUCUUGUGCUUCAGACUUCAUCUUCCAAAGUUACAGAGACCUUUGACAAUUUGUCCUUUCUGCCCAUCGACACAGUGCAAGGGCUCCUCCGGGCAGUACAGCCUCUGCUUAAAGUCAGCAUGUCAGUGAGGGACUCCCUGAUACUUGUUCUCCAAAAGGCUAUCUUUUCCAGACAGCUGGAUGCUCGUAAAGCUGCAGUUGCUGGUUUUUUGCUUCUGUUAAGAAAUUUUAAGGUUCUGGGAAGCUUGUCCUCUUCCCAGUGCAGCCAGACCAUUGGUGCCACUCAGGUCCAGGCAGAUGUUCAUGCCUGCUAUAACUCAGCAGCUAACGAGGCCUUCUGCCUGGAAAUCCUGGGCAGCCUGAGGCGCUGUCUGAGCCAACAAGCGGAUGUUCGACUCAUGUUGUACGAGGGUUUUUAUGAUGUCCUUCGCAGGAACUCCCAGCUGGCCAGCUCCAUAAUGGAAACACUCUUGUCCCAGAUAAAGCAGUAUUAUUUGCCCCAGCCAGACCUCCUGCCUCCACUGAAAUUUGAGGGAUGUAUUAUGGCUCAAGGAGAUCAAAUAUUUCUGCAAGAACCACUGGCCCAUCUGCUCUGCUGUAUCCAGCACUGUCUUGCUUGGUAUAAGAGCACUGUGCAGCUAUGCCAAGGAGCUGAAGAUGCGGAGGAGGAGGAUGUGGGAUUUGAGCAAAACUUAGAAGACAUGCUAGAAUCUGUCACACGACGAAUGAUCAAGAGCGAGUUGGAAGACUUUGAACUGGACAAGUCGGCAGAUUUUUCUCUGUCUUCUGGUGUUGGUGUAAAGAAUAACAUCUAUGCCAUCCAGGUGAUGGGAAUUUGUGAGGUCCUGAUUGAGUACAAUUUCAACGUUGGAAAUUUCAGUAAGAACAAGUUUGAGGAUGUUCUGGGCUUGUUUACAUGUUACAACAAGCUCUCUGAAAUCCUGAAGGAGAAAGCUGGAAAGAACAAAUCUACCUUGGGCAACAAAACUGCACGGAGCUUCCUGUCCAUGAGUUUUGUGUCUACUCUGCUUACAGCUCUAUUCAGGGAUGAUGCCCAGAGCCAUGAGGAGAGCCUGGCAGUUCUGCGCUCCAGCACCGAGUUCCUGCGCUACGCUGUCAGCGUGGCUCUGCAGAAGGUGCAGCAGCUGGAGGAGACAGGACAAACUGAUGGACCAGAUGGACAAAAUCUGGAGAAGAUGUUUCAGAAUCUCUGCAAAAUCACACGGGUUCUGCUCUGGAGGUACACUUCAAUUCCCACUGUCGUUGAAGAGUCAGGGAAGAAGAAGGGCAAAAGCAUUUCACUUCUGUGCCUGGAAGGUUUGCUGCGGAUCUUCAACACGGUGCAGCAGCUGUACCCUGCCAGGAUACCCCAGUUUCUGCAAGCCCUGGAUAUUACUGGUGGUGACGCAGAAGAACCGGAUAUUAAUGUCACGGAGAAAGCUGCCUUCCAGAUCCGACAGUUUCAGAGGUCCCUGGUGAACCAGUUCAGCAGUACUGAAGAUGACUUCAACUCCAAGGAAACACAGUCACUCAUCACAGUUCUUUCCACUUUGUCCAAACUCCUGGAUCCAGCCUCUCAGCAGUUCCUUCAGUUCCUGACUUGGACAGUCAAAAUUUGCAAAGAAAAUGCUCUUGAGGAUACCACUUGCUGCAAGGGUUUGCUGUCUCUGCUCUUCAAUCUGCAUGUUCUGUACAAGAGUCCUGUCAGUCUGCUGCGUGAACUCGCGCAGGACAUUCACGCUUGCCUGGGAGACAUAGAUCAGGAUGUAGAAGUGGAGAGUCGAUCCCAUUUUGCCAUAGUGAAUGCCAAGACUGCAGCUCCUACUGUCUGUCUGCUGGUUCUGGGUCAGACGGAUAAAGUCCUUGAAGAGGUGGAUUGGCUUAUCAAGAAACUCAGCAGUCUGGGAUCAGACACAUCAGAAGACUCUUCUCAGGCAUCAAACCAAACACAGGCUCUGGAGAAAGGUGUAAUUCUGCAGCUGGGAACUCUGCUGACAGUUUAUCAUGAGCUGGUACAGACAGCACUCCCUGCAGGGAGCUGUGUGGACACGCUGCUGAGAAGCCUCAGCAAGACAUACGCAAUUCUCACCUCCCUCAUCAAACAUUAUAUCCAAGCUUCCCGCAGCACCUCCAACACGAUUCCAGGAAGGCUGGAAAAGCUGGUGAAGCUCUCAGGUUCCCAUUUGACCCCACAGUGUUACUCAUUCAUUACCUAUGUACAGAACAUCCACAGUGAGAGCUUAAGCUUUGCAGAAGAGAAGAAAAAGAAGAAGAAAGAUGAUGAAACUGCUGCAGUCUCCACAGUCAUGGCUAAGGUGCUUCGGGAGACCAAGCCCAUCCCAAACCUGAUCUUUGCAAUAGAGCAGUAUGAGAAGUUCCUUAUCCAUCUCUCCAAGAAGUCAAAGGUGAACUUGAUGCAGUACAUGAAGCUGAGCACCUCCCGGGACUUCCGCAUCAACGCCUCCCUGCUGGACAGUGUCCUGCAGGAGCGCAGCACCGAGGAUGCUGAAAAUGAGCCAGACAAUGACCAGAGCAGCACAGCAGAGCAGACAGAUGAGAACCAGGAACCUAAAAAGAAGAGACAGCGAAAAAAAUGA